Paraglomus brasilianum is the source of this 2349-nucleotide messenger RNA. Lineage: Eukaryota; Fungi; Glomeromycota; Glomeromycetes; Paraglomerales; Paraglomeraceae. The record is from the annotation of a GenBank genome assembly.
AUGGUUAAUCAAAGACUUUCAAUUAAUCAACCGCGGCCAAACUCCAUAGUUCAACCGAACGUCAGCCACUCUAUUGUACGACAACAGCAAAUGAUUAGCGUAUCUCGUUCGCAACUCCAAAGAUCCGUUAUUCAACAGAGUAGACAAGUAUCGAUGGUUCAUCAACCGCAAAGGCAAUAUUUUCAGCAGCAGCAACAGGAAAGAUCGGGAGAAGGAUCAUUUACACAGUUUAAAUUAAAAUCUUCUUCUAUAAAAGCAAAAAACAAGGUAAAUCUUAUGAAUUUUAUAUCAUCCAAGCGUGUUGAUCCAAGCCUGUUCACCCCACCCGUUAAGCUUGUGCGGCGAGAUCCAAGUGCGCCUCCUCGCAAUCAAGCAACUGCCUCACCUGUUGAAAACGCCAUAAUUAACACGCCAACUCCAGGUCCAUCAGCAAAAGCACCUGGUACAGAUACAUCCCAAAUAGCACCAUACGGUAAUGCCACCAGAAAUCGCCAAAAUCUGUUCAAAAAAAAAACGAAACAAGUCCACAUUGCGCCAGAAGAAUCUAGGAAGCUCAGAGCAGAAGAAGAAAAACCAUGGGUUCUCGAAGAUUACGACGGAACAAACACUUAUAUUGGCGAACUCGAAGGCGGACAACGAGCUAAUUAUGCCCUGUUUCUCCUCACAGACGAUGGUUUCAAAGUGGUGUGCGUAGAUAAAUGGUAUAAAUUCAAACCAAAGAUCAGACAUCGUACACUGACUAUAGAAGAAGCCGAAGAGGCUAUUGCGAAAGCAGCUAAACGUGACAAUGACCGUUGGAUGAUGCACAAAUGGAGUAAAUCAGCGGAGGAUGAACAGCUCGAAGCAAAAGAAGGAGGCAUAUUUGACCGAAAAUCAACCCUGAAAACAGUCGAAACGUAUGAUGACGAUUUAUUUGGGGAAGAAGAUGACGAAGAGGCACAUGUUAAUAAGCGGAAAGUUCGGGGUGACGUUGAUGAGGAGUGGGACUUUGAUGAAGUGUUUGAAGAUGACGAGGAAGCUCCCGCUGAAGUAAAAGACGAAGAGGAAAAAGAGGUCGAGAGGAGACAAAAGAAAUCAAUGAGGAAGGGUUCGGAUGAUGAAGAUUUGGAGGAAGAGGUACCGGAAACACUCACAUCUACUGGUAAACAGAUGAAGAAACUCGUGCGCUCUCUGGAGGAAAACGAAGCGUAUGUUAGUGAUAAAGAAGAAGAUCCCUAUGCUAGUAGUGUAGAAGAAGAGGAUACUGAAGAUGAGGAAAAAUCGUCUGGUGAACUCGGUAAGACUACAUCAGGUACAGCAACACAGAAACCGCCACAAAUAGCACCGAAAAGUAAGGCUGGCAGUACGACCAAGGUAGGCACUGUCCCCCAAAAAACCAGACCAACCACCGGCACAAAGCUGCCCACAGAUUCGAAAAAUAAAACCGUCCCUUCCAAAUCAAAACCAUCAGCCAUUUCUAAAUCAACGGCAGAUGCUAAAGGUAAACCUGUGUCUGCCGCACAAAAGACAAAGGAUGGUACGAAGCUCUCUCAAUCGCAUAAAUCAAAGUCAUCCCAGCUUUCUCACCAGAAGCUAUCGGCCGUGCCUCGAUCUCAAUCACCUGUACCCCCAAUGCGCACCAAUGCGUCUGUUAACGGAUCACAAGCAGUAUCACCAGGAUAUGUUUCGUCAUCGAAUAGUGUUAAAUCGCCGACGAAUACAUCUGAUGUUACUGGAGCAGCGGCAGGAAAAGCAGGAUUAGUAGCAAAACGCAAGCCUGCUGCUUCGACAUCACAGUCUGGUACCGAAACAAGUGGUAUUCCACAGAAGCGUUCUCUGCCAAAAGUCUCCACACAGCCAGCAAAGAAACUUAAAUCGGAUACUGGCGUUGAUGUUAAGCCUGUCUCAUCUUCCAAACCUAAAAUUAACAUUGUUAUGGGACGGUCUACUUCUGAGACUUUUGCAGAAUCGAGGGAUGCUCCCAGGAAAUUAAAAAUUACUACAUCAGCGUCAUCAGCCUCCUCGACAGCUUCGCAAACCAAACCGUCGUCUCAAAAUAAACCACCAUCUCAAAAUAAACCACCAUCUCAACCCAAGCCAUCGUCCCAACCCAAGACGUCAACACAGACUGGACAGACUCCUCGGCCUUCUCAAGCGCCUACAACUAACUCUUCUUCUGCUGUAAUUACAGAGGCGGAGGUCGUGCGUAUCAUUUCAAGUAGUCCGCAGAUGACUACACGGCAGUUGAUCAAAGAAUUAAAAGAUAAAAUAAAGAAAGAUGAUCGAAACCGAGCAAUUCUGAGGGAGUUGGUAGCACGAGUAGGCGUUAUUAGUGGAGAUGGAUUUCUUGUCUUAAAGAAUAGAGAAUAA